ACUCUUUGGACGUUAUGCCAUAGCUAUUUUGUUGAUUGUCAUGUGAUAUUGAUAUUACAGUUUCCUGGUGCACCAGAAGAACUGAAUACUCGGCAGUGAUGUGUUCUUCCCUGUUGCACCGGCACAUCAGAUGGUAUAUUCUUUUGGGAUGUCUAUACAUGUCUGCUCUCUCCCUUAAUUCAUUCGAGUAUGAAAGAGGAAAUGAUUUUUCAAACUAUUGGCGGGAUGAAUUUCGGCUAGUAACAGGAAAUGCCACUCAGAACAUGAGUCCAAUACAUUUUUCCUCUUCGAAUCAUUUUGUAUCAUGUGAGGAUCUGGGUGGUGUUGGGUCAUUUAACACAACCUGCCUGUUAAACACAAACUUGUCUUUAGAUUCUGAUUUCUACAUAUCUGGAAAGGGGAACCUAGAGAUACUUCCACACGUUCUGAUUUUCUGCCCCAUAGAAGGUUGUACGAUUACUCUCAACAUGUCUGGCAAUAUCAAAGUCAGUAAGCACGCAGCUAUUAUUGCUGGCUCCGUGGUUUUUUCUGCAGCUAAUCUGACGCUGGAAUACAAUUCAUACAUAAAUACAACUGCCCUUGGUGGAGCACCUCCUUCUCAAACAAGUGGCACACCAGUUGGUUACGAUGGAUCUGGUGGAGGUCAUGGUGGCCGAGGGGCCUCCUGUUUGAAAAGUAAUCAGACAAGCAACUGGGGUGGUGAUGUCUAUGCUUGGUCUACAUUGUUUGAUCCUUGGAGCUACGGGAGCAAGGGUGGUGGGAUAUCAGAGGAAAAGCCAUAUGGAGGGCUUGGUGGAGGACGCGUGAAACUUCUCGUAGUGGAUGUAUUAUAUUUAAAUGGUUCUAUCCUUGCAGAAGGGGGAGACGGAGGAUCAAGAGGUGGAGGUGGAUCUGGUGGAAGUAUCUUUGUGCAUGCAGUAAAGUUAAAGGGAAGUGGAACUAUAUCAGCUGCUGGUGGGAAGGGAUGGGGUGGAGGUGGUGGGGGAAGAAUUUCUCUGGAUAGUUAUGGCAUUCAAGAAGAUAUUAAAGUUACUGUACAUGGCGGUGUAAGUAUUGGGUGUCCUGAUAAUGCUGGAGCAGCCGGCACUUACUUCAAUGCUAAUUUGCUAAGUUUGAGAGUUGGAAAUGACAAUAUCACGACAGAAACUGAAACCCCUUUGCUAGACUUUUCAACUACUCCACUAUGGUCAAAUGUUUUUGUGGAGAAUAACGCAAAAGCUUUGGUCCCAUUGCUGUGGACAAGAGUCCAGGUUAGAGGCCAAAUUACCUUAUACUGUGGAGGCAGCAUUGUGUUUGGACUCUCCGAAUUUCCAAUAUCAGAAUUUGAACUAGUUGCUGAAGAACUUUUGAUGAGCGAUUCCAUCAUAACGGUUUUUGGCGCUCUCAGAGUUUCUGUUAAGAUGCUGCUGAUGUGGAACUCUAAAAUCCUGGUAGACGGAGGGAGGAAUACGUUCGUUACUGCUUCAGUUUUUGAAGUCAGGAAUCUGGUUGUUUUAAAGCAAAACUCAAGCAUUAGCUCAAAUUCAAACUUGGGUAUGUAUGGCCAAGGGCUAUUGCAUCUUACUGGUCAAGGUGACACAAUCAAAGGGCAGCGACUCUCCUUGUCGCUAUUUUAUAACAUAACUGUUGGAAUCGGCUCUUUGCUUCAAGCUCCAUUGGAUGAUAAUGAUGCCAGUAGAAGCCUGGUAACAAAAGCACUGUGUGACAGUGAGACGUGCCCUCUGGAUUUAAUGACUCCACCAGAUGAUUGUCAUUUCAAUUAUACACUAUCCUUUUCACUUCAAAUUUGUCGUGUUGAGGAUCUUGUUGUUAAUGGAAUUAUCAAGGGAAGUAUUAUUCAAAUCCACCGGGCAAGAACUGUUAUUGUCAACAGCAACGGCUGGAUUACUGCAUCAGAAUUAGGUUGCAAUGACGGAAGAAAUUUGACUAAUGGUAGAAUUGAUAGACACAAAGCUCGCCUUGUUGCUCGUGGGUUCUCUCAGCAAUAUGGUCGAGACUAUGAUGAGACUUUUAGUCCGGUUGCAAGGAUGCUUGAUGUGAAAAAUGCUUUCCUUUACGGAGAGUUGGAUCGUGAUAUUUUUAUGAAGCAGCCACAAGGAUUUAACUCUAAGGAAUAUCCUGAUUACGUGUGCAGACUUAAGAAGACAUUAUACGGACUCAAACAAACUCCUUGUGCUUGGUUUGGUAAGAUUGCUCAAUAUCUUAAUUUUUGUGGUUUUAAGUCUUCAUGUGCUGAUCCGAGCUUAUUUGUUAAGAAAACAACAACUGGAUGCACCUUGUUGUUAUUUUAUGUUGAUGACAUGAUUAUUACUGGUGAUGAUAGUGUUGAAAUUAGUAGUCUUCAAGAUGCCUUGUCGGUUCGUUUUGAAAUGAAAAGAUUAGGUGAAGCUGAUUGUUUUCUGGAUUUAGAAAUUAAGAAAUGUGAUGAUGGUUANCAAGUGAUGGGAUCCAUCCCGUGGCCUUUGUUAACUCUUGAAGUUUAUGGAUCUUUAACGGCUGAUGGACAAAGCUUUAUUAAAGUAACGAGAAAUCAUAAUAGUAGCAUGAUUGGUGGACGUGGAGGAGGUUCAGGUGGAACUAUUCUUCUGUUCCUUCAGGAACUUGAGCUUUUCAAGAAUUCAUCAAUUACUGUUAUUGGCGGCAAUGGUGGUUCUCUAGGUGGAGGUGGAGGUGGGGGUGGGAGGGUACAUUUUCACUGGUCCAAUAUACAUGCUGGGGAUGAAUAUACACCUGUUGCAAGUAUAAGUGGCUCCAUUAAUAUUAGUGGAGGUGCUAGCAACAGAGGUGGUAGUUAUGGUGGAAAAGGCACAAUUACCGGAAAAGAAUGCCCGAAGGGCCUCUACGGUACAUUUUGCGAAGAAUGCCCUGUUGGCACUUAUAAAGAUGUUAAUGGGUCUGAUGCAAAUCUUUGCCUUCCUUGUUCUCUUGACCUUCUGCCCAAUCGUGCAAAUUUUAUAUAUACACGAGGAGGCGUUGAUAAUCCAUUUUGUCCAUAUAAAUGCAUAUCUGACAAAUAUAGGAUGCCAAAUUGUUUUACACCUCUUGAGGAGCUGAUGUAUACUUUUGGGGGUCCCUUGCCCUUUUCCGUUAUAUUGUCAUGCUUGUUGAUUCUUUUAGCUCUUCUGUUGAGUACACUGAGAGUUAAAUUCGUUGGAUAUGGUUCAUAUCGUGAUGCUGAUUCGAUUGAACCCCACGGUCAUCAUCAUUUCCCACAUCUUCUGUCCUUAUCCGAGGUACGUGGAACUAGAGCUGAUGAAGCUCAAAGUCAUGUUUACAGAAUGUAUUUUAUGGGUCCCAAUACGUUCAGAGAGCCAUGGCAUCUUCCUUACUCUCCUCCCAAUGCAGUUAUAGAAAUUGUGUACGAAGAUGCUUUUAAUAGAUUCAUCGAUGAUAUAAAUUCGGUGGCUGCAUAUGAUUGGUGGGAAGGAUCAGUGCAUAGCAUACUCUCAAUUCUUGCAUAUCCUUGCGCAUGGACGUGGAAACAAUGGCGACGUAGGCAUAAAAUCCACCGCCUUCAGGACUAUGUCAAGUCUGAAUAUGACCAUUCAUGUCUGCGCUCCUGCAGAUCUCGUGCCUUAUACAAAGGAAUGAAGGUUGGAGCAACACCUGAUUUAAUGGUUGCCUUUAUUGAUUUUUUUCUUGGUGGUGAUGAGAAGCGUUUAGAUAUAGUUUCAAUUAUUGAAAAGAGAUAUCCAAUGUGCAUCAUUUUUGGUGGGGAUGGAAGCUAUAUGACUCCUUAUAAUCUUCACAGUGAUGCCUUGUUGACCAAUCUCAUUGGACAGCACGUCCCAGCAACUGUUUGGAAUCGCUUGGUUGCUGGCCUGAAUGCUCAAUUGAGGAUAGUGAGGAAUAGAUCCAUCUGUUCCUCCUUGAUUCCUGUUCUAGAUUGGAUAAAUAGUCAUGCAAACCCCCAACUCGAAUUCCAUGGCGUUAAAAUUGAGGUUGGAUGGUUUCAAGGUACUGCUUCUGGUUACUAUCAGCUUGGUGUGUUGGUUGUAGCACUUGGUGGUUAUUCUCCUCACCAGUUAGAAAGAUCGGAUAUGCUGAGCCAACAUACUAAUGAACCGUCAAGGAAAGACGCUGCAAGUGCAACAGAAUCUCUCGUGCAGUUUGAACAGAGUUGGCAAGCAUUAUCUCUAAAAAGGAUUACAGGUGUAGUUAAUGGAGGGCUUAUAAACAAGGCUAACGUGGGAUUUUUGCAUUAUAAAUGGGUCUUUCUCUAUCCUUUUUCUCUCUUAUUACGCAACACAAAACCUAUUGGACAUCUGGAUACUGUGCAGCUGCUCAUCACUGCUGUGCUUCUAGCGGAUAUUUCUGUUACCCUUCUCAUGCUGCUGCAGUUCUAUUGGAUUUCAUUGGUUGCUUUUCUUCUUGUUCUUCUUGUUCUUCCCUUGUCUCUACUCUCUCCUUUCCCAGCUGGCUUGAAUGCACUUUUCAGCAAGGAGCCUAGAAAGGCAUCACUUUCUCGAAUAUAUGCUCUGUGGAAUGCAACCUCUUUUGCGAAUAUUGGUGUGGCCCUCAUUUAUGGCACUUUCCUGUACGGAUUUUCAACAUUCCAGCCACCUGAUGAGACAAAUACCUGGAGCAACAGAAGGGAGAUUGAUAAGUGGUGGAUCUUGCCCGUAAUCCUUCUGCUAUUCAAAUCAAUACAAGCAAAAUUAGUUGAUGGGCACAUUGCCAAUUUGGAAAUCAAGGAUAUUAGUCUUUUUUGUCCCGACCCAGAUGCUUUUUGGGCUGCUGAGUUUGCUUAGCAGCGUAUUGGAGCAUAUUAUCGACUGAGAUAGGUGUGAUGUUUUGAAUUGUAAAUGUCCAAGUUUGUAAAUCCGUUUUUGAGAUUGAUGUGCAAAGGGCCCUACGUGAUAGCACAGCAUAAUGUAAAUAUAGUGCAUUAGCCCACGCAAUUAGUACCUUUU
Molecule: messenger RNA, 4913 nt
Organism: Cucurbita pepo subsp. pepo (vegetable marrow)
Lineage: Eukaryota; Viridiplantae; Streptophyta; Magnoliopsida; Cucurbitales; Cucurbitaceae
Source: RefSeq, a predicted model, not a curated record